Molecule: messenger RNA, 1476 nt
Organism: Humulus lupulus (European hop)
Lineage: Eukaryota; Viridiplantae; Streptophyta; Magnoliopsida; Rosales; Cannabaceae
Product: peroxidase A2-like
Exons: 6
Coding region: 1-1476 (491 amino acids)
Biological process (GO): hydrogen peroxide catabolic process; response to oxidative stress
Molecular function (GO): heme binding; peroxidase activity
Source: RefSeq, a predicted model, not a curated record
AUGAAACCAGCAGACCAGAUUUCAGUUCAGCAGACUAGGAAUUCAUUCAGUGUUCUCCAAGAGCAACAGAAGGUUUUGAUUGUCUCAUCUCAGAAUUCAGACUUGAAUGGAGUUCUGCAACAUACUGAGUUGGAAUGUGAUUUUAAUGUUGUUUUUGACCCUAGUGACAGAAUGGGUGGGAGGCUAAUUUCGGUGAAAGAAUUAGAGGAUGCUAGGCAGUGGCUUAGCCUUGGAUUGGUAGAUGAAUUGAAGAUAAUGGGCUCUUACUAUACAUGGUCUAACAAUCAGGAAGGGGGGAACCGAAUUUACUCUAAGUUGAAUAAGAAGCUUAUUCGUCUCAAACAUGUGUUGAAGAAAUUUAAUUGGAGAGUUAUGGGGGAUGUGGUUUGUAACUAUGAGAAAAGUAAAGCUUUAUUUCUUCAGGCCAAAUCUAAUCUCUUCAAUGAUCCAAAUAAUAGUUGUUUGUGUACUGAAGAAAGAGAAGCUUUUCUGGAGUUUAAGAGGAAGGAGAAACUCUAUGCCCAUUUUCUUUCUCAAAAGAGAAAAAUUGAUUGGCUUCGUUUUGGUGAUGAAAAUUCCUCUUUUUUUCAUGCUAGUUUGAAGAAAAGGAAAAUAGCUAAUAGGAUUGUGUCUUUUAUAGGUGCAGAAGGUCGGGUUGAGGAUAAUUAUCAUAAGUUGGACAGCACUGAUACCAUAGUGAGCGAGAAGGAAGCCUUUGGAAAUAUUAACUCGGCUAGAGGUUUUGCGGUUGUGGAUAAUAUCAAAACUGCCUUGGAGAAUGCUUGUCCUGGUGUUGUCUCUUGUGCUGAUAUUUUAGCCAUCGCAGCUGAAGAAUCUGUCCUCUUGUCAGGAGGCCCUGCAUGGUUUCCCCUAUUAGGAAGGAGGGAUAGCUUAAUAGCGAAUGUAACUCUUGCCAAUGAAAACCUUCCAGCUCCAUUUGAGACUCUUGACCAACUCAAAGAAAAGUUCUCUAGACAAGGCCUUGACUCCACCGAUCUGGUUGCACUCUCCGGGGCCCACACAUUUGGACGGGCCAAGUGUCAAACAUUCAACUUCAGACUGUACAACUUCAGCGGGACAAACAAUCCUGACCCAACGCUGAACACAACCCUCUUAGAUGUACUAAGAAAGUUAUGUCCUCAGGGUGGCAACGACAGUGUCAUCACUGAUCUCGAUCCUGUGACUCCAAAUACUUUCGAUAACAAGUACUUCUCCAAUCUCCAGUCCGAGAAUGGAGUUCUCCAAACUGAUCAAGAAUUGUUCUCAACCACUGGAGUCGACACUGUUGAUAUUGUCAACGCUUUCAGCGCCGACGAAAGAAUUUUCUUCGGCAACUUUGUGGUGUCAAUGAUCAAGAUGGGGAAUAUUAACGUCUCGACUGGCUCACAAGGAGAGAAUAGGUCAAACUGCCGAAGGGUCAAUGCAUAUAUAAGUGGUUUAUCAUCAAGUACUGGUGGUUUGGUUGCUCAGUAUUGA